This is a messenger RNA of Zeugodacus cucurbitae (melon fly), 2952 nucleotides long. RefSeq names its product palmitoyltransferase ZDHHC6. The transcript is spliced from 6 exons. The record is from RefSeq and is a predicted model, not a curated record. Gene Ontology annotation, biological process: protein palmitoylation. Gene Ontology annotation, cellular component: Golgi apparatus. Gene Ontology annotation, molecular function: palmitoyltransferase activity. Bases 142 to 1491 code for a protein of 449 amino acids. Lineage: Eukaryota; Metazoa; Arthropoda; Insecta; Diptera; Tephritidae.
UUUGCGUCAGUAGCCUUUUUGCUUUUCUAUGAAUUGGUUUUAUUCCAAGUAAAUAAAAUAUUUCUUAUUGGUAGUCCGCCAUUAAUUGGAGAAAAAUAUAAACAAAAAGUUGUUUAAAAACAUUUGCAAUAUUUUACAAGAAUGAGUGCUGCUUUAUCAGGGGUGUGGAGAUUUUUUCAUUGGGGUCCAUUAACGGCGUUGAGCAUUAUAAAAGUUAUAACAUUAACUGCUCUCUAUAUGAACUCGAUGUGGUGGCCGCCAAAUGCAAGUUUAGGCGGUUUCAUCAACCAAGGACUCUUUCUGAUGCUAUCCUCACUAGCCACGUUUAACUACAUUAUGGCGACGUUAACCGGACCUGGUUUAUUGCCUCAGAAAUGGAAACCAAAAAAUCCGAAUGAUGUGGAACAAUUACAAUUCUGCAAGAUUUGUCAAGGCUACAAAGCGCCCCGCUCGCACCAUUGUCGCAAAUGCAAUCGUUGCGUUAAGAAAAUGGAUCAUCAUUGCCCGUGGAUAAAUCAUUGUGUGGGCUGGGCAAAUCACGCAUAUUUCACAUACUUUCUCACCUUCGCCAUUUUGGGCAGUUUUCAAGCGUCCAUAAUACUGGGUUUCUCCUUCUAUCGCGGUGUGCAUCGCUAUUGGUAUCUGACGCACGGUUAUGCGCACUUGGCCACCGUGCAGUUUACAAUGGCCAGCAUUAUAAUGACUAUUAUAGCCACCGGGCUGGCGAUUGGUGUUGUUAUUGCCUUGGGUAUGUUACUCUACAUACAGCUGAAAUCGAUACUAAAAAAUCAGACGAGCAUCGAGAUGUGGAUUGUGGAGAAGGCGGUUUAUAGGCAUUACUGCAAUCCAGACGAAGAUGAUUUUGUGUAUCCUUACGAUUUGGGCUGGCAAGCGAAUUUACGGCAGGUGUUCAGCAAGCGACUUGUAGCAGAGGGCGAGGGCAUAGUGUGGCCUGUGGUGGAUGGUUGUGACCAAUACACCUUAACGCGCGAGCAAAUCGCACAAAAAGCAGAGAAGCGCGCACGCACCAAAACCUUUCGGUGUAUACGUCCAGCAACAGGUCGUUUCCUGCCACUCUUCUCACAAGGUUUGCGUGUCUGCCUGUCACCGCCGUGCACUGAUGAGGCGCGUAUUCGACUCGAGCCUGGUGACGUGAUUAAAGUAACACGCUUCCGGCAGCAUUGGCUGUUCGGCGAACGUGUGGUGUCCGAUACAGAGUUGAGCAUGGCAGAAUUAAAGCGCAAGGGCCCAAUACGUGGUUGGUUCCCGCGUCGUUGUGCUAUCGAAUUAAUACAACCUGAGGACUACUUUGAUCAAUCGGACGAUGAAGCGGAUAGUGGGGGUUUUCCCCAACCGGAGUUGGCGACUAAAAGCACUGCAGAACUGAAUAAUAUUCCAAAUGGCGUGCCAAAUAUGUGUAAACAAACGCUUGUCAAUGGCGGAAGCAAGUCACCAACACAACAGAAUGGUCAGCGAAAGAAAAACAAAUGAUGGCGUAAUAUGAAUGGCUAGAGAAUGGGCGUAGAGCAUGGGAACGUACACAAGUGCAAUUUUCAGUCGUUAUGUGGGCCGUAUUUUUACAUCGUCAGGGGUUUGUUUUUCUUUUUUUUUAAACAGGACACGGGAGCUUAGCGUGUGUAUCAGUCAACUACUUCCAAGACUUCUUAGUGCUUAAAUAUAAUUUAUCUGCAUAAGCCAUAUACUUACAUACAUAUUUAUAGUAUAUAGACACGAUGAACAGAUGAACUAAUGCGUAGUAUACUGCAUAACUGAAACUAUUUAUAACUAUUUUUAAUGCUGUUUACAUAUACACAUAUAUACAAAAACAAAAACACAUUUAUGACAUAUAUAUGUACAUAUAUGGUCUCAUCUUGUAGUGUAAUAAAAGCAGUUUGCUGAAAAUAAUAUUUGAAGUUUAUUUAUUUACAUAUAUUUUGGAGUUGGAUUAUUUUUGUACUGGGCAACGUGGUAAACUGCUUUCUAUUUAAUGGUCGAAUGAUACUAAAGUGUAAUCCAUUUCGAGUCCCAACUUUUUUAAAGAAAAAACAUAAAAAAUUCAAAUAUAAUGGGGAAUGUUUAUUAACAUUCGAAUGAAGAUUCUUUGGCAUUUAUUUUUUAUAGGAUAUCUCUUUCAAAUGUUGGCCGCUGCUACGUCUCAGAUGUCCAUCAUUUGAGUCCAGCUUUUGAAUUCGACUGGUAACUGGAGAAUGGCAUUCGUGAUAUUUUGAGAUAGUAAAAGACUUCGAUAAUCUAGGCUCCAACAUAAACACCAACAACGACGUUCUCGAAUCUCCGUUCCCACGACAGUCGGUUCUACGUAACCGGAACGGACCCGGAUUUUUAUCCGGCCAAGGACUGUCAAAUCGGCAGCAUUCCUCAAAAUUAUUUGGGGAAUAUUUUAUGCCGCUACAACAACAACAACAACGUUCUCGAAUCGGAACACUUUUCCAAAUUGUUUGCAUUGAUUAAAUAAAAACCACCGUAUAUCAUUUAAACGAAUUUCCACUUUAUUAAAAUUAAUUCAUCAAUAAUCUUUAGUUUAAUAAAAUAAAUGUAGGUAAAUAUUUUUUAGUUUCACAAUUUCAUCUCUUUGUAAAUUCGAUAUACAUGUGUAGUACAAAUGAAUGCAUGUAUGUACGUGAUGUAUGUAUGUAUGUUGUAGCGUAUAUAAAUAAAAUAACUAUAAUAUUACAUAUUUAUAAUUAUAGUUGAUAUCAUAUAGAAUAUAUUCUAUUAACGCUGGAGAUUUGUGCUGCCUACCUUUAAUAUCGUGCGUGAGUGUAUAUGAACAUUUUUAAAACGGCAGCCACACAUACACAUACAAAUACAUACUGACACAAUAGAUAAAAAAUAUUUAAUGUAAAAAAAAUUGUUUUAACAAAAUAAUAAUAAUAUACAAUUACAUACAUACUGGUGUAUAUAAAUAAUAAUUGGUUAUUUAUUAAAAAGAAA